This is a messenger RNA of Penicillium argentinense, 759 nucleotides long. RefSeq lists its product as uncharacterized. Lineage: Eukaryota; Fungi; Ascomycota; Eurotiomycetes; Eurotiales; Aspergillaceae. The record is from RefSeq and is a predicted model, not a curated record. The transcript is spliced from 2 exons. Gene Ontology annotation, molecular function: hydrolase activity. The coding region runs from base 1 to 759 and encodes 252 amino acids.
AUGUCCUCGCAGUUGUUCCCAAAUGGCGGAUGGGAUGUCCACCACCACAUCUUUGAGCCUGAAAGAUUCCCCUAUGACCCCAACCGCCAUCUCACUCCGCCCCCAGCCUCGACUAAGAAAUACAAUGACUUCAAGAAAAGCCUAGGAUUGUCGCACUCAGUCUUGACACACGGUCUCUCCUACGGAGCAGACAGCAGGUGUCUCAACGCAUUCACAUCCGACCUUGGUCGAAAUGUCACAAGGGGAAUCGCAGUAAUCGACCCCGAGACCACAAUACCAGCCGAGCUGCAAAAAAUGCAUAACAAUGGCAUCCGUGGCAUUAGAGUGAACAUCUACAGAUACGGAGCAAUGCACGAUCUGGAGCUGCAAAAGGCUACACUUUCAGCUCACGCCAGGGCUCUGAGUGGUCACUUUACCGGAUGGAGUAUGGCCUUCACACAUACACAUCCGGAAUUUUGGGCAGAGUUGAAGCCCGUCAUUGAGCGAGACGUUGUUUCACGAGGAAUUCGGCUGGUCACUGAUCACUUUGCACUACUGAAAGGGGCUAGUAUGUUGCCAGAGGAAUGUGAAGGUGAUCUCACUCGGCAGCAAGGAUUCCAGGCAGUCUUGGGUCUUGUACGCGCUGGUCAUCUUUUCGUGAAGAUCAGUGGACCUUACCGAGUGAGCACCCAGGCUCCUGACUUUGAGGAUCUGAGACCCCUUGUGAGAGUGCUCUUUGAUGCGAAUCCGCAGCAGCUUCUCUGGGGUAGUGAUUGGUAA